UUGCGACAUUAUGGCUUGUGUAGACCGCACUCUCUUGAUACUUCAAGUACAUAUCAUAAAAUCUGUUGUCCGCUGCCUUGUCCAUCCAGCAGCAGCACAUGUGGACGGGUGGUCUAUGAACUAGUUUCUCCAGUCCAAAAGCACGUCAUAGUUGAUUCAGUCUUUGGCGGGUACUUUGACCUGGAUGCUGUUUGGUGCCCCAAAGCACCAGUCACACUAGAGUCAUGUACUUUUGACUGUGAAGAGAAACAGGCCAUACACUCUCCCUGCAGAGACACAGUGUUUUUGUUGUUUCUUCCCUCUCAUUUGCAGUGACUUUAUAGCAAGGGAAUCCUCAUUCAACCAAAAGUUUUAUGGACACUAAGUGUUCCAGAAGGCCUGUUCCAUUACAGUUCCAGAUGUGUCCUGGGAGGUUCUGCAUCCUGAGCUAGUAAUAAAUUUGCUAUGUUCUCACAGAAACAACAUUAAAGCAGGCUGUCCAGGCAGAUGUGAGUGCUUUUGAAUUUCUCAUACUGAUGCAUGGCUUUUUCUUUAGAAAACUUUGAAAACAGUGGGGUUUUUUAGACCUUUUUUUUUUUUUUUUUUUUUUUUUUUAAUGGCAAAGCCUUUUAUUCUGCACAUUGGGUGGCCAGAAGUCUGGCUUUCUCAUAGAGAUAGUUCUCUUGCUCAGAUCCGCGACCUGCUCUGCUAGCUGGGCCUUGUUGGGGAAUGUGAGACUUUCUCUGAGCAAUAUGAUUAUAGAAUUUUACAACUCCCUUCUUUCGCCUCAGCAGAGUUGAUUUUGGCAAGUUCCAGGCCCUGGUCACGAACCUUAACUGGGUGUGUUCUCUGCUUCCACCAUCUCUCUGCACUCUUCAGUGGCUCAGUACAUCCGUCCCCUCUCCAGUUGCUGGGAUUUCUUCCUCCGUCUUGUUUCUUCCCCACUGUUAUCCCUGCUGUGGUCUUUCUGCAUCCCUGUUUCUGGCCCAUUGUACUUUGCAAUACAUAAAUCAGGAUUAGAGAUGGACUUUAAAGUCAAGCCCUAGAGCUAGGUUUGGCUUGGUUCAUUUGUGAGAUGGGUUAGGCUAGUCCACAUACCUAGUAUAACUCAACUACUAUUUUUGUGGUUGCAUGUCUGCACAUAGAAAGACAUUAAUACCUAAUCUGGAGCACGAUAAUAAUCCACUUUUAAGCAAGCCAAACCAUUCUGCUCUAUGUCUGAGGAAUGGGACAAAGUGAAAGCAAUUUCAUACUUCAAAAUAAGCAUGACAUUGCAAGUUUGGCUGCAGCAGUCAUGUUUCCCCUAACAUUUGUGUAAUGGUUUGUUAAUUAUGACCCAGUUGGUUGGCCAGACCUUUAGCCUAGUGCAUGUCAUUUCCCUGCUCUUUCCCCACAGUUCUCUGCUGCCUCUAUGGCUCAUUUCAAAAGGCAGCAUGCCAAGAAAAAAGAAAGAAAGAAAAAAAAGAAGAAAAGGAUCAAUUUCAGUAGUUUCGCAACUGGGCUCAGCCAAAAAUAAAUAAAUAAAUAAACAAAAAAAACGAAUUUACAGUUUUGUAAUAGGCUGAUUUUCAGUACAGAUAGGAAAAAAAAGGAAAAGGGAGGGAAAAGCUGCAACUAAGUUCAGACACUGUUCAGGCACAGUUGAGGGAGGAGAGGGAGAGGAGAGGAGGAGACAGAGGGUAUGCAUCUGACGUCACAAUCUUGCUGCAGAGAUAAGCCGUGGGGCUUAAUAUUAACUACAAUGUUCAUCCUUUUAAAAAGAGUGAUAGUGCUCCGGCGGAUUCGCGUCGGCGCGCAUGCUGGGCUGAAGGGUAGCAAAGCAGAUAAAAGGAGCCGCGCUGCAAGAUACACUUGAUACACUUUACUUAUUGUCCGCACAAAGUCUGGAGCAGCCCGUGGAACUGAUCAAACACUAUGAGGAGAGCAAAUAAGACCUUUGAUAGAGCGCCGAGCGUAAUUAAUGGACUUCAGUAAUUCGCCUGCAGCCGUGCAGACGCACAAAGAAAACAUGGGGACGGCCAGUGAAGAUCUGCUCGUGACACUCCAGAUACUGCCCGGUUUCUUCUCAAACUGUCUCUUCCUUGCUCUGUACGACUCCGUGGUGCUGGUGAAGCGCGUCGUGUCGCUGCUCAGCUGCUCGCGGUCCGCCGGCUGCGGAGAGUGGCGCCGCAUGUUGACCUCUGCGGGGCUGCGCUCCAUCUGGAAUAGCUUCCUUCUUGACGCAUACAAGCAGGUGAAACUUGGCUGCGAGGCGCCCAACUCUAAAGUGGUAAAGGUGCCUGAUGGCACUCUCUGGAGCAGCACUAUCAGCAGUAUGACUAAUAUCUCACACAGUGCAAGGAUCCAAAAUGGGGGCGAGUGCAACCUCCUGGAUUUUGAAUCGUCGGAUCGUCCUCUGGUGGUCAACUUUGGCUCAGCCACCUGACCCCCCUUCAUCAGCCACCUGCCAGCCUUCAGGAAGUUAGUGGAGGACUUCAGUGAUGUGGCUGAUUUCCUGUUAGUGUACAUUGAUGAGGCUCACCCGUCCGAUGGCUGGGUGGCCCCUCCAAUGGGUUCUUGCUCUUUGAGUUUCCGGAAACACCAGAAUCUGGAGGAGAGGCUGGGAGCAGCGCAAAAACUCAUCGAGCACUUUUCCCUGCCUCCGCAGUGUCAACUAGUGGCUGACUGCAUGGACAACAACGCUAAUGUGGCCUAUGGCGUGUCCAAUGAACGGGUGUGUAUAGUACAACAAAAAAAGAUUGCUUACCUGGGUGGUAAGGGGCCGUUUUUUUACAAUCUGAAGGAUGUGCGUCAGUGGCUAGAACAGAGCUACGGUACACGGUAGAACAGUUAAAGACAAGAAAGUACAGAGGACACAUUUGGAAGUUUUUAGUAUAAAAAACAUAAAAAGAAAGACUAAAAGGCAUGUGAUGAUAUGUAAUAUCCACUGCCUUAUAGCUGUAACGAAGGUCUUCCAGAAUUGCAGAGCAACUUCUUUCAUUCAACUUUUGAAAUCAGGCCGAUGUUUAAAACAUCAGUUCAUAGAAACUGGGAUGAAGGUCAAAACCUGUGGGUAUGAUCCACAUCAACUAGGCAGCGAGAUGAUUUGAGGCAACAUAUAAAGUUAACAGUGUAUAUCCUUCAUCUGUUUUUGUGCCUACUUUUGCUGCUAAAAUAAUGUUUAACAUGAGUUCCACAUAAAAUGAAGAGCGCACAUAUUCCCAUUUUAAAAUAUCUGAUCAUUUACAGCAGAUUUUAAAUUUAUUUUUUAAUACAAAGUCUAAUAUUGGGGUUCUUUUGCACUUCGGCCAUAUGUUUUAUGCACUAUAUUAAAAACCUUAUGUAUGAACUUAUCCACCCUCCUUUAUCUUAAGGUAAAUGUUCUCUAUUUCAAUGCUACUAAAAAGUGUUAAAAAAGCGUUCAUGUUUACAAUACUGAAUCAAAGUAGAUUCAAUGACGCUUUUUGACAUGGAUCAAUAGAAAAUGGUUAUUUAAUUAAAUAAGUAAAUCAGAUUUUACCAGUGACAUCUAAGUAGAAAAGUCGGUGUUAAGUAAAUCCACCUUUUUUUUUCUUUUUUUUUUUUUUGUCAUUCCUCUUUACCAAACUGCUUGUGCUCUGUGAAGUUGUAAGGGAAUCAUAAGUGAACCGCCUUUUUCCAGACCUGGUCUCACAUUCUGCCACUCCAGAUAAAAUCACUGCUUUUAAGAAAUUACAAGCAGUAAUUCAAAAAUUUAAGAAAUUCUGGAGAAGCCUUGCCGACCUGUGUGUGCUUACUGUGUGACAGGAAAACAAUUCUUCUCCUGAGUGGCAGGUAACUUGCAUCAGGUUUUAAUCCAGGAGUUCUGAGAAUUUUCUGUUAAUUUUCUGUUGCUGUGCAAGCGUGUAUUUCUCUGACUGUGUGACGAGGGGCGUUUGUCAAUAUGUGUUCUCAGCGUUAAUCGCUGCACAAGUACUGUCCCAACCCAAAGUACACAUUAGACCAAGACAGUCCAAAUCAUCGAGGAUGCAUCGGCAGGUAACUCAUGUGGGCUUUAUACAACCAGAUAUCCCGAAAUUCAUUUUGUGGAUGUUGUUCCAAUUCCACCAUGACAAUCCUGCGUCCUUCAGAGUCCAUACUUUAGAAUCAGACUUGUCAAAUCUGAACUACUAGACUUGACAAUUACCAAGUUCGUGCAUGUGUUGUUGAUAAACGCCCCCAGUCUUCUUUCUUUCUGAUAACUGUAGCCGGCAUCUUUAAUCAACAUUGCAUUUAAAAUAACUUGAUGUAUCUGGAUAUGUGCUUGAUGUUUUUUCAUGUAUUGUUGCUGCUUUUGUUUGGUGUUUUGGUUACAUACAUUUUUUGUUUUGUUUUAAUCCUGUGUGGAUGUGGGGUUGGAUUCAGGGCUGUGCAGUUUUGGCUACUAGGCUCACUGUUGCUGCACUGAAAGUACUUUAUGUCAUAUGAGCUCCAUUUGGCAGGAAGGACAACCUUUACAUUAGCUACAAAUCUUUCUGGGUAGAAGGGAAAGUGACAACUCCCUCUCCCUCAAUUAAGCCUGUUUAAGUCUCUCUUUAAGUCUCUGCUUUUCUCCUUCUGAGACUAUCCACACUUCUGACAAAUCUGGAGAACUAAUCCAGCCACGGAAUAAGUCCUGAAUUUAAAUUAACUGCAUAAAUGAAAUGCUGUUUUCCAGUGAUAUAGGCCUAUAAGUUAAAUAUCAGGCUAUGUUCAUACUGCAAGCCUUAUUUACUGCUCAGAUCUUAUUUCCUUGUUUGGCAAUCAAGACAGACACACAUAUAAACCCAUAAGACCUAACAUUAUGACCACCUUCCUAAUAUUGUGUAGGUCUCCCUUGUGCCUCCAAAACAGUGGUGACUCAUCAGAGAAUGAACAUGGGCCUUCUGAGGGUGUCCUGUGGUGUCUGGUAACAGAAUGUUGUUAGUGGAGGUCUUUGGGUUCUAUAGGUUGAGGGGAGGGGCCUCUGUGGAUCAUCCCACAGAUACUUGAUCAGUUUGUGAUCUAGUGAAAUUGGAGUCUAGGUCAACACGUUCUGCUGUUGUUAAUUUUUUUUUUUUAUAAGCUGUUUAAACUGCUAUGGGGGUGGAGUGGGUGAACAUGAAUGCCAGGUCCAAACGUUUCCCAGUGGAACCUUGGUGUCACAAGAUGGUCAAUGUUAUUUACCGUCAGUGGUCAUAAUGUUAUGCCUUAUCAGUGUAAAAUUGACGUUAACAUGGAGGUGAAUGAAGUCAACACUUUACUGUAAAACUGUCCGGUAAAACAAGCAAGAAUGCUCUCUUAAUUUGAGUCUUUAACUUCUUUAAAUUAGAUUUUACAUUCUCAACGUUUCUCUGACAUUAUAGGCACAUUUUCCUUUGGCCUCCCUGGCCAUAUGUUUUGGUCACCUAUCCAAAUUUGGAACCACUACAAUACAGCUAAGUUUUACUUGUUCAUAUUACUGAGGUCACCAUUCACAAAAAAGAACCUGUGUCCUUAGAAUUCCACAUAUGGAAGUGGCCCAAAUAUCACUUGAAAAGAAUCAGACUCUAUGUAAUUUGGUUUGGUCCCACUGUCAGGAAAGAACGGAUUACAUAUAUUUUGUUUGCAUGCUGCCUACGUUUUCAUGGAUGCAUUUAUAAUGAAUUUGUGUAUUUAAACCUAAGUGCCCUAUAAACACCGUUUUAGUCACUCAAUCUGUAUGUUUUUGCACAACAUAUGAUACUUCCAGCUGUUGGUCCUUAAUCCAAAACCACAUCCGCUCAAUAAACUUCAAACCUCUCAUGUUUGAUGUAGAUGACAGCUUGAUUUCCACAUCUUUAAAUGUGCUUAAAACUUUAAAAUAUCUGAACAUGUUCAGGUUAACUUUUGUAAGUCAUUGUGUUUGUGAGAUAGAGAUGUUUGAGCAUUUUAUGAACAUUUGAGCUCCCUCGGACGGAUGGUUUGCUUUGGUCACGGUGAUCAAGGUGUGCCAAUGAAAACCUUUGACGAAAGAGUCCCUGACUCAGUCUCUGGUUGGAUAGUGAACUGCACCUGGUCAGCAUGACUCAGAUCAAUGCAUCUGUCUUCAUUGUUAAAUUGACCGCUCAGUGUCUCUAAAAGUAACUGAUAUAGACAACUUUGUUUUCUGUUUUAUCUACUGUACUUUUUCAUUACUGUUUAGUGUUUAUUUUUAUAUGUCCAUGGAAAGGAAUAACAUGAGUGCAAAAUAAAGGUGACUGUUUGUAUGUGAAACUCUU
Messenger RNA from Mugil cephalus (flathead mullet), 6173 nucleotides. It is a transcript of the gene dio2, whose product is annotated as iodothyronine deiodinase 2. The record is from RefSeq and is a predicted model, not a curated record. Lineage: Eukaryota; Metazoa; Chordata; Actinopteri; Mugiliformes; Mugilidae. The transcript has 2 exons. Gene Ontology annotation, molecular function: thyroxine 5'-deiodinase activity.